Messenger RNA from Hyposmocoma kahamanoa, 4717 nucleotides. Its product is annotated as putative fatty acyl-CoA reductase CG5065. Gene Ontology annotation, cellular component: peroxisome. Bases 516 to 2096 code for a protein of 526 amino acids. Gene Ontology annotation, biological process: long-chain fatty-acyl-CoA metabolic process. The transcript is spliced from 13 exons. The record is from RefSeq and is a predicted model, not a curated record. Gene Ontology annotation, molecular function: alcohol-forming very long-chain fatty acyl-CoA reductase (NADP+) activity. Lineage: Eukaryota; Metazoa; Arthropoda; Insecta; Lepidoptera; Cosmopterigidae.
GUUCAAAAUGGCCUCCUACUAAGCGUCUCCGAUUGAUUUUUUUUCCAUAACCAUACAUUAAAUACUGUAAAAUAUUGAAAUACCGCGUUUUAAACAUUUUAAACAAUCUAAAAAUAAAAUGGCGUAACGUUUCUUACGUAAAGUGAGACGCGGUGUUCUAAAAUAGAUUGAGUUGUAAAAUUAUAACCUGUGUGCCGCUUUAAAGUUAUAAUUAUCAGGUUUUUUAAGCUUUUUCUGUAUAGUUUUUUAUGUAACAAAUGUCUUUGAAACUACAGUGUUCGGUGUAUUGGUCGUCUAGAAGAGAGGACUACGUGGUUUCAUCCUAAACGUAUCGACAGCCUUAUCAUGGGAGUCAGCCAUGCCAGAGCGGUUGAAAUAAACUGAACCUACUUUCUUCCUCCUAUCAAUUGCAAAUCUUCCUCGACUUUUUUAGCAAAAUAUAAAACACGCACAUGACUAUAGUUCAAAGUAUUCAAACUAAAGGGAUUGGCGCUUGAAUUUUGUUGGAAAACAAGAUGGCGUCCUGUUUUACCGGCGGACAUUUUGGACCGGGCAGUCAGGAGUAUGUGCCGGUGGCUGAGUUCUACGCGGACAAGUCGGUUUUCGUCACUGGAGGCACUGGUUUUAUGGGAAAGGUGCUAGUGGAGAAGCUGUUACGGAGUUGUCCGAAAAUCAAGAAGAUCUAUCUGCUUAUGCGACCCAAGCGAGGCCAGGAUGUUGCCUCCCGGCUCACCGAACUCACACAGUCACCGCUUUUCGAGACGCUGCGGAAAGAGCGGCCGCAAGAACUAAGCAAGAUCGUGCCCAUCGUUGGUGACAUCACGGAGCCAGAGCUCGGCAUCAGUCCUGCAGAUCAGGCUUUGCUAUGUCAAAAGGUGUCGGUUGUGUUUCACUCUGCGGCGACGGUGAAGUUCGACGAGAAACUGAAACUCUCUGUUACCAUCAACAUGCUCGGCACGCAGCAGUUGGUACAACUAUGUCAUCGUAUGCUGGGACUUGAAGCGUUAGUGCAUGUAUCAACAGCAUAUUGCAAUUGUUCGCGAGAGCGUGUGGAAGAGGUGGUGUACGCGCCGCCCGCGCAGCCAGAACACGUGGUCACGCUCGUCCAAACGUUGCCCAACGAGCUCGUCGAUCGAAUCACGCCCGAUUUAGUUGGUGAUAGGCCUAACACAUAUACAUUUACAAAGGCGCUCGCGGAAGAUAUGCUGAUAAAGGAGUGCGGUAACCUGCCUGUGGCGAUCGUUAGACCAUCGAUCGUACUCUCGUCGCUCCGAGAGCCGGUACAAGGAUGGGUGGACAACUGGAAUGGACCUAAUGGUAUCAUCGCAGCGGUAGGCAAGGGCAUCUUCCGCACGAUGUUGGGGUCAGGGACACGCGUAGCUGAUCUUGUGCCUGUGGACACGGUCAUCAACCUCAUGAUUGUUUGUGCGUGGCGGACGAGUCUGAAACGGGGUGACGGCGUGGUCGUGUAUAACUGUUGCACAGGACAACAAAAUCCCAUUACGUGGCAGCGCUUUGUCAAGACCAGCUUCAAAUACAUGCGAAAACAUCCUUUCAGCGAGGUGGUAUGGUACCCGGGCGGUGACAUCACCAACAACCGACUGAAACAUGGAGUGCUGUCAUUGCUGCAACAUCGCGCACCAGCUAUUGUAAUUGACCUAGCUUCGAGAGCUUCGGGGAACAAACCUAUGAUGAUGCGCAUCCAAAACAAAUUGGAAAAGGCUGCGGCUUGCCUCGAAUACUUCACGACACGCCAAUGGGCAUUUUCCGAUGACAACGUGCAAGCCCUGUGUGCUGCCCUGUCGCCCGACGAUCGUAUGACGUUCGACUUUAACGUAAAGAACAUCGAUUGGGAUGCGUACAUCGAAUCGUACGUGCUGGGGAUCAGAAGGUUCCUGUUCAAAGAGAGCCCGGAAACGCUGCCAAGGUCUCGGACGGUGCUUCGGAGGUUACACAUAGUCCACAUCGUAACUCAAGUGGCGACCGUCUUUUUCCUAUGGAGAUUUCUGUUCUCCCGCUCGAACGCGUUGCGCAGCAUCUGGCGACGCAUCGUGGAGUUGUUAACGAGAGCGGCGCGCCUUUUAGCCAUAGCCUGAUGCCACGCGCCAUUAAUUCCCUUGACACUUCGUUGACAGCGCCCCUACAGUUAGCAAAACGCUUAUACAAGCUGCGUUGAACAAAAUUUUGUUAAAUUGUCACCACUUGUUCAACUAUGGAGCUCGAUUAACUGAACUAGCGCGAGUUUUUUUCCUAAAAAUACUGUUGAAAAAUAAAUUCACAUCAGUCCGUCGUGGCCACGGGAUCUUACAACGCCCGAGACAUUGGUUUGUUUGAAAAGCAAUUAUACGCGAUUUAGUCCGAAAAACAGUUACAAUGUCAACGUGUAACAAUCGCGAAAACCUAACAAGGUAACUUACCGAUCUAGUUGAAAAAAUAAGCCGUAGUUCAGUUGACUGUACUUUACGUUUGAAUAAGUGGGAAUAAGACAUUUGAAUGUUAAUUUUUCACGCUGAAUUACAGCGCCCGAUCGAUACAAAAAGUUAAAGACAUUAUAAGCAACGGCAAAUAUAUUUAGGAAUGUUUUUCUCUUCAAUUUCUAAGCUUAAGGGGCCGCCGUACCUUGCUUCCUUUAGACGCUGCGCUAUAUAAAAUCUGAAUAAUGAUACGGCGUUGACAACCAAAAAAACUCAACACAAACAUGUAUAACAGACACAUGGAAGAAUUUCGUUGACCUGCUAACUCAACUCGUAGCUCAGUUGACGGAGCGACGUUACGGUACACCGUGGUCGCAAGUCCUGUCCGGUCGAAGGAAUUUUUCUUUAUAUUUGAUCUAUGUGUUAACAAUUAUAUGAAUGAAGAUUUUAUAUCGCGUAUUGUCAGUUUUCAAGCUAUUUCGUAAGAUAGUAACAUAGUUACUAAAGCUACAGUAAUGCUAAUUCCAAAUAAUUUUGUACUAUAAUUCAGCUCAAUGAAUAUUCAAAAGGUUCAAACCUCUGUUAUUGCAUAGAUAUAAUAUUGUACAAUAGUGUAAACGCUAUGCAAUAAAAUAAAAACACUUAAGUUUCAACUAGAUUCAUAGAAAUGCAGUAGCAUUAACGACUGUAGAAUAUAGAAACAACGUUUGUUCGCGUUUGUGCAGUUGGCAGGAUUGAUAGAUUUUUCUUUUUCGUCCAAUCGUCCUUUUCUUAACUGACUUUUUUUCAUAUAUAAAGAAAGGCAGCAGUAUGAUCGUACUUCUCACUCAGUUACUAUAAAUAUAUCAAAGACGAUAGCCUUGAUAGUGGCGUCCACUCUCUUCACCGUUUAAGAUAAAUGGUUAAAAAAGGUCACAAAUAUAUAAUGGGUGGCAUUUUUGGUGACCGGGACAAUAAGAACCCUUUAAUAAAAAUUCAAUGUAGGAAAUAUAUAACCAGGAAAAACAAACAGACGAGAAGCGUUCAAAAAUCAUUCAUAAAUUCAACUAAGGAUGUGUUCUUUUUGAAAUGGGUGUUGGAUUGAACAACGUGCGCUGGAUGCUAGGCGCGUAUAAUGAUUUUGGCGCCCCUUGAGACUGCCGCCCAGGGCAAGGUGCCCCGGUUUGCCCCCGCCAAUAUCCGGUGCUGGACAAUAGUGAGUGAGAACAGUAAGCAAGUUUUUAUUGAAUUGAAAGUAUAAGAAAAAUAAUAUAUCUAAUUAUAUUCGGAAGCUGCACAAACGAUAAUGCACGAUAGAAAAUAAGACUAUAAAGUAACACUGUUUAUUGAAAAAUAUACAUCAAAAUGAACUAAAUACGUUCAGUAACUAUAGAAAUAUGAAUUUUCAUAUAAGCAUGGAUUUUUGACAAAAAUCACUUUAUUAAGUACAUAAUAAUCUGUUGUUAAAAUGGGGUCUAAUAGCCCUUAAUAAAAAAAAUAUAUAUUGUUCCGUAUUUCUGUGUAUCUAGUUGAAGUAAUUCCUAAUAAUCUAAUUAAUAACAAAAUACGUGUUUAGUCCUCAGUCAUUGCUAGAGUACCAAUAGUUAAAUAAAUAUAAAAUUUUUAGAACCAUUACAAUUUACAGUUUAUUUAACGUCCAGGUUUUAUUUUCAAACCACGAUUACGCAAUUUAGGGUGUGAAAGCUCAAUAUAAUAGCCAAGAUUAGGUAUUAACUAGUCAGUCAACUCAAUUGCAAUAAGCACUUGUUUAAAUGACAAAUUUCCAGUUCAAACACGAUUUAUUGUUGUAAUGGUGGCUUCCCACGGUCCGUUAUUGCACGGGCCGCGCGCUCUUGAAGUUACCGAUGCACGGCGAUCCGACUGGCCUUUACAGUCGAGUCCGCGCCGGCACGAGCGGCAUACUUCCCACGGCGCGUUUGCGCAAGCCGUGAAACCACGGGCCGUGGGAAGCCAACUUAAAACAGUUAUUAGUAAUUUUAUUAAACGAAAUAAUAAUGAUUAGGAUUGUGGAGUGAACGAUUUGGUAGUGGGUGUAGAUUUUAUCCAAUAUUGACGGUUUUUAUCGAGGAUUUUCGUGUAGAGCGAUAUGGUAUGGUUAAAAGACAACGUGACCUCUGUCAGUGAGGUAUGUAAUAAAUUGUUGAUUCUUUUUUAUUGAUUAAGAACUAUAGUCUAUUAACCUUGACAAUGCGGCAGGUGGUUAAUUGUGAUAUCACAGGGGUUCAUGUGAUUGGUCAGCUUGAAUUUCCUACUGCAUUUUUAAUGCGAAUGAACUGUAUAAUCCAGAUAAUCAAUUCAUUCAG